AUGGCGAUGAUGUUGUCGUGUCUUCACGAAUGGCCUUCGGUUACUUUGUCCCCCGCGUACGAAGACGCUACCUACACCGUCCUCCCCGGCACGCACGUCAACGAGACCCACUACCAGGUAACGGCUCUUUGCAAGGGCUGCACCUUCUGGGCUCCCUUCGACGGCGAGUCUACGAAGCUCAACGGCGACGGCGAAAACUACCUCGCGUUUGCCUACUCCAGCGUCCCCGUCGACGACCCCACCGCCCUGGACUCCACCUUUGGCAUCCAUGAGCGCGUCGGCCACUGGAUCCACGACUUUGCCGGCUCCAAGUCUGCCGACUUUGCGACUUGGGCGGGUGCCGGCGGCGACGGCGAUGCCGAAACGCCCGCCGAGCCCCCGGCGACCGAGGAGCCUCCCGCCACAGAAGAGCCUCCUGCUACGGAAGAGCCCCCAGCGGAAGGAGAAGAGCCUGCUGAGGGUGGUGAUGGAACCGACGGAGGAGCCCCAACCCGACCUGAGGGCUGGAAUAUUGUCAAGAUCUCCGGUGAGGUCGUCCGUCCUCGCGCGGUAGUGGUGGAUAGCAACGGCAACCUUCUUGUUCUCGAAGCCGGACGGGGAUUGUCUGUUCUUACACUGGGCGAGGAUGGCUGUAUAUCUACAUCAAAGCUGGUUAUAGACAAUGGUCAACUUAAUCACGGUCUGAGCAUCACGCCGGAUGGCGCCAAGAUUUACGUCAGCUCCAUGACUACGGCUUGGGAGUACAGCUACGAUGCCGAAACCCAAGAGGUCGCGGACCAAAGGGUCGUCGUCAAAGGCAUGUACACCGGAGGCCAUCCCUCUAGGUCUCUGGUUGUCCCUCCCGCCACACCCCACUUGCUUGUGAUUCAGCUUGGCUCCAACUCCAACUUUGACAUGGAGUCUCUCGACAUCAAGACGGCUCGUGCCAAUGUGAAGGUCUUUGACACCGCCGAGGCGCCCGAGGGCGGCUGGGAUUGGAUCACCGAAGGCUGGGACUUGGGCUACGGUCUUCGUAACGAUAUUGCUCUCGUCGUCGACGGCAACAACAUGGUUUGGGGUAUUGAAAACAGCGCCGACAACUUGGGCCGCACCGCCGAAGGAACCACAACUGAUGUCCACAUUGAUAACCCUGCCGAGGAGCUGAACCUCCUCGGUGACCCAUCCAAGCCCAACACCGAUUGGUAUGGCUACCCCAUCUGCUUCACCAUUGGUGAACCGGAAGUGUUCGUCGAUAAGACCUUCAAGGUUGGCGACCAGUUCGUCCUCUCUCCCAACACCACAUAUGACGACGCCAGCUGCGCUUUCGACGAGGACUUCUCCAACAUGUACGUCACCCUACACGGUAGUUGGAACCGCGCCCCCGCUACUGGAUACAAGGUUGUCCAGAUUGCGUAUCACCAGCUUGAGGACGGCACCUACGACCCCGUUGCUAGCCCCGAUACCCACCUCCCUUACGUUGAUAUUGUCUGGAACGACAACGUGGACGCCUGUUCGGGCAACACUUGUCUGAGGCCCUCCGGUAUUACUUUUGACAAGGCAUACUCGAGGAUCUUCGUUGCGAGCGAUAACGCUUCCAACGGUGAACUGUUCAUCCUUUACAAGACCGAGUAG
This is a messenger RNA of Parascedosporium putredinis, 1611 nucleotides long. The record is from the annotation of a GenBank genome assembly. Lineage: Eukaryota; Fungi; Ascomycota; Sordariomycetes; Microascales; Microascaceae.